AGCUGAUGCCAUGUAUCUAUAAGAUGAAAGUAUAGUCUAAAAUGGAGCAUUAACUGAUGAAAUAACCCGUUUCAUCAAUUUAGAUUCUACGACUAGCCGUUACAUUGCUAGCUCUGCCAAAAAGCUCCCCAGCGCCAACUUCUCACAUAUAUAGUUUUGUCCAGCCAGCUACUAUCCAACAUGCCAGGCCCCGUAGCCACCGAGGUAGUCAGCUUGGUCAGGGCUACGAUGUCGAAAUUGGAAAGCGUUGGUGACAUCUAUGGAGACACCGACAACGCCGAGGGCCUUCCGCCUGCGUUCCACGACGUGGGCAAACAUGUAUCAACUGUGUACCACGCACUCAAAAUGAGUAAAGAACAAAUAUUGCAGAGGAAAGAUGACAGUAGUUGUGCAGAAAUGAAACCCAGUGCGGAAGACUGCAAACGCAAAGCAGACUGCUUGGAGAAGUUGUUCUCGAAAGUGGUUCCGUCGGCUGCUAAUGAGAAGAUGGAAAACUAUCGCAUGGCUGUGCGUGAGCUGGGCAAUGAGAGUCGCGUAGAGUCUCUCAUGAGGGAUGCGAUGGAAGAUGUAAAGCUCUUGUUGACAGUGGACGAUGAGAUGCAGCUGGCGACCAAGUCGCAGCUUGAGUUACUUGUUAAGUCUAUAGAAGAAGUGUCCGCAAUUCCGCAAUCGCUGCAGGACGAGGGCCCUACUUUGAGGAUUCAAAACAAUGGUUCAGGCCCUCAAAAUGUAAGUACGGGUAAUGGACCCCAAAAUAACAACAACGGUUUGGGGAUGCAAGUAAAUGGCGGCACAUUUCAUAACAUUAAUCCUUUUCUUCCGCGGUCAUCCAGUUAAUGUACAUAUAAGAGAUAUUACAACUAGCUACUUGAUUUAAACCAUGAUACUAGGAACAGUUAAAUCUAAGCGCAC
Trichoderma asperellum CBS 433.97 is the source of this 912-nucleotide messenger RNA. RefSeq lists its product as uncharacterized. The record is from RefSeq and is a predicted model, not a curated record. NCBI's taxonomy places the organism in Eukaryota, Fungi, Ascomycota, Sordariomycetes, Hypocreales, Hypocreaceae.